UUGAAGCGUUUGCAUCGCAUCACAUUGCAAUUCCACCCUACUUAAAGAUGUCUACAACGACACUGGCAGAAUUUGACUGGAUCAAUGAGGAACUCUUUGAGGGAUUAAUUAAAAAGCGUUAUUCCAACUUUCACUCGAUAGAACAAUUUAUAAUCGACUGGGCCGUCGGUUGGCGAGAGAACUUUGGAUCCUUUGUAUUUCGCAUAGAAAUAGAAAUUCAAAUGAAAGAUAAGAAAAAGGAAAAAGCAAGUUACAUAUUAAAGAUUCCUUUUGAGAGCGAUCGUGGCGAUGAGCAUGAGCUUCACGACCACUUUGUUUCCGAAUCGGAUAUGUAUGAUCGUCUGGUGCCCGAAUUGGAGAGUAUCUAUGCUAAAAAUACUUCACUCUUUGUAAAAUUUAAGCCACAGCAUUUUAAAUUUACGGACAGUGAAAUUAUGCCAAAAUGCGAUUACCUACUAAUGGAGGAUCUAGUUGCAAAAGGAUAUAAGAACAUGGAUCGUACUGUGGGAUUGGAUCAAAGGCAAAUGGAGGCGGUUUUAAAAAAAUUGGCCCAAUGGCAUGCAGCGUCAGCUGUAAGAGUUAACCAAAUCGGUCAUUACGAAGAGAAAUAUCAAAGUAAAGUCAUCGAUUCCAUUGAUUUCACAAUUCAAAGUCGUUUAGGAAACUUUUUGGAGUGCAUGCAGCAGGCCUACGAAUUGGAACCCGAAAAACAAACAUUGGUAAAGAAAUAUGUUUCUCGUCUUCACGAUCUAUUUAUGGACGUAGGCCGCAUAAAACCGGAUGAGUUUAAUGUACUCAAUCAUGGCGAUUUUUGGUGUAAUAAUUUCAUGUUCAAGGUCGAAGUGGAAUCAAACGAAAUAUUAGACGUGUGCUUUGUGGACUUUCAGCUACCAAUAUAUGGAACACCUGCUCAAGAUUUGUUAUGUUUGCUGAUGACGUCACCGCAGCUUGGUAUAAAACUAAGUAAAUUUGAUUACUUUGUGGAGUUUUACCAUCAAGAACUUACCAAACAUCUGGUUUUACUUCAUUACAAUCUCAUUGCUCCAACAUUACAGCAAUUGCAAGAGAAUCUCUUUCGAAACAGUGUCUUGGCAUUUGUAGGCGUUCAACAUUAUCUUCCCAAUGUUUUGUGGCCGCGUGAUUUUGAUUCGGAUAUCGAUAGCUCAGGGGAUGAAUCCGAACAUAAUAUAAAGAUCGGGAGGCAUGGCUAUCUAUUUCCUGUGUAUGUUGAACAUGCAAAAUUGAUAUUGCCUUGGCUGAUUGCAAGAUCCUACAUACGAUAAAAAGCAUUACACAGAAAUUAAAUGCCUUGACACUUGUAGAAAAAAUUGUCGCAACUCUUUUUUUUACAAUAAACUUGUAAUUCAUAUUUAGACAUAUUAAAAUAAAUUUUUCUGGUUAUAACAGGAUAUAAGGAUGGA
Drosophila willistoni is the source of this 1421-nucleotide messenger RNA. RefSeq lists its product as uncharacterized. Bases 48 to 1283 code for a protein of 411 amino acids. The record is from RefSeq and is a predicted model, not a curated record. The transcript is spliced from 4 exons. NCBI's taxonomy places the organism in Eukaryota, Metazoa, Arthropoda, Insecta, Diptera, Drosophilidae.